Fusarium coffeatum is the source of this 1677-nucleotide messenger RNA. RefSeq lists its product as uncharacterized. The record is from RefSeq and is a predicted model, not a curated record. Lineage: Eukaryota; Fungi; Ascomycota; Sordariomycetes; Hypocreales; Nectriaceae. The transcript has 9 exons. The coding region runs from base 1 to 1677 and encodes 558 amino acids.
AUGCUGGCAUCGUCGUAUCUCUCGGCCCUUCUGGGCCUCGCGUGUCCAGCAUUGGUCGGCGCUCAGGUGCUUCCAAAUCACCAAGAAGUUGUGAACACCACUCUCGCCGCCCUUGGAGGGGUUGGCCCUCUCAGCCAGCUCAAAGGAGUCACUUUCCAGGCGAAAAGAAUCUAUCGAUCACGUUCACUCAUGCAAAGCUACCAGCCCAUGAGGGCUGAUACCCCAGUCAUGUCCUCUGGAUCACAGAAUGUUUCGUACAAGCUCGACGGGGAUCAUUUGCAACAGAGGAUUGAUCGCCACGCUACUCCUUCUAGCAACUGGCAAUGGGGCUCAUCUCAGCUCAAGCCGCUCGACUUUUCGUUGGUCGUUCGUGAUGGCGACGAUGGCUUCGCUUGUUACGUCAAGGGAAACAACCUGAUUCACCUUGCCAACAAUGUCACCUCUGGCUACACCGACUCUGCGCUGGCACAUAAUCUGGUGACCGAAGCCAAGAUGCUGUCUCCGCACCUUUUGUAUCGGAUGAGGACCGCGACCGUUUCCCUAACCGACGUCGAGAUCAAUGGUGUUGUUUUCCAAGGCAUCCACGACGUUCAACAGGGUAUCACGGUAAUCCUCGACCGGCAGACGAAACUGCCAUACAUCAUUCGCCGAAUCGAAAGCCAUCCCAUCUAUGGGAUCGCGUACAAGGACCUAUAUCUUUCGUUCUAUAAGGAGGUUCAUGGGAUCAAAUUUCCCCACGCCAUUCAGACCGUCUACAGUGCCCAGAACCAGCCUAUCAGCGCAGUCCUGGAAGACUUUGUGAUUGAUCAAGUCAACAUCGACCCAGACUUCCCCACCGACUUCUUCGAUGGAAUACCUGAGAAUGAGAGCUUGGGUCUCAAGAGUGCGCCGGCUGCAUCUUCUGUCGUCCCCAAUGGUCUCGUUACGGAUUACAGCUCCAGCAUGCUGGGAUCAGGCGUUCCCGCAGGAGCUCGGGAGAUCAAGGAAGCCCAUAACCCAACUCAGGGUCUUUCUCAAGUUCAUUGGCUGGUCCUGAACAAUAAUGACGCACUUGGUUUCAAAAUGGUUGUGAUUGAGUUCGAGAUCGAAGUUAUACUUUGUGAUGCGCCUCCUGGGUGGAGCGAAACAAUUAUUAAGUGGGUGGCAGACAACCUGAAAAAGCCUAUCAAAUUCGUCGCGCCAUCGCAUCAUCAUCGUGACCACUCUGGUGGUGUGCCUGAUUUCGUCAAAGCGGGCGCAACAUCAAUUAUUCCAGAAGUUGCAGUUGACUACUGGUCAAACAUUCCCAAUGCCAGGUUUAUUACCUUCAAUCAAACACAUCCUUAUGUCCACCGUAACGGCAACAUCUCGGCCUGGUUCAACUGGGAAAACCAGGCAGCACAUGCAGCUGACUGGACCUACGUCGUUAUCACCCAGCGAUGUGCUGCCCCUGGCUCACCAGUGGUAGCCUUUGAAGCUGAUGCCUGGGAGGCCGGUAUUAACAUUGAGCGUUCAAGCAUGGGACAAAUGAGACAGUGGCUGGAUCAGAUCGUCGUGGAUGGUCUACCCAAACACACAGUUGUGUUUCCUUCGCAUGGCAAUAUCGCUACAUUAAGGCAACUCCUUGAGGACACCGGCUAUCCAUACCCUGAGUAUGAUGUUACGCAUUGGAUGAAGGGGGCAGCUAUCUGCAAGUAG